Exophiala dermatitidis NIH/UT8656 is the source of this 1056-nucleotide messenger RNA. RefSeq lists its product as uncharacterized. Lineage: Eukaryota; Fungi; Ascomycota; Eurotiomycetes; Chaetothyriales; Herpotrichiellaceae. Gene Ontology annotation, molecular function: S-adenosylmethionine-dependent methyltransferase activity. The transcript has a single exon. The record is from RefSeq and is a predicted model, not a curated record. The coding region runs from base 1 to 1056 and encodes 351 amino acids.
AUGGCAUCCUUAACUAGCUCUUCCGCAACAGCAGAUCCUCCAUCCCAGACUCCAAAAGAAAAGACUUUCCGCAACUACGACACGUCCUCGGCCGCCGCGUACGCGCGGUACCGAGAACCAUAUCCGGACCGUCUAAUCGACAUCAUCGUCGACAAACAUGUCUCCACGGGCGGAAAGCUGGACGUCCUGUUGGAUGUUGGAUGUGGACCCGGAACAGCCACGCGGUCCCUUGCUCCCCGGUUCAAGCACGCAUUGGGUGCGGACCCAGGUCAAAGCAUGAUCGAAGUGGCGCGCAAGGGCACGGCCAAUGUCAACACCAAGUCCGGCGAACCGAUCAGAUUUGAGGUGUGCGAGGCCGAAAAGUUGAGUCAGUUGGCGCCUGUUUUGCGGGAGGUGACAGGUCAAGAUGGCCCGUCCGUCGAUCUCAUCACCGCGGCCACGGCGGCACAUUGGUUCGAUCUGCCCAAGUUCUAUGCCGAAGCAGCAAAAAUUCUCAAGCCUGGAGGGAGUAUUAUCUUCUGGUGCACAAAGGGCGGCUACUGUAACCCGGACACGCCGAAUGUGGAGAAACUACAUAAGUUGUUUGCAGAGUUUGAAGACGAGGUCCUCAGAGACUUUGAGGAGCCGGGGAACAGAUUGACGAGGCAACUGUAUGUUGGGCUGAAGUUGCCGUGGGAUGAUGUGGAGGAUGGCCAAGGAGGAGAUGGUAAAGGAAAAGGAAACGGAAACCUGGGACGAGUCUUUCCAAAGGACGAGUUUCAACGUCUCGAAUUCAAUAAGGACGGCCAUGUCCCGCCGGGCGAGAAGUUCCUUGUGGGCCGACGACUCACUUUCGAUCAGAUCAAGAUGGGCUUGGGGACAGUUAGUCCCGUCACGCGCUGGCGGGAGGCGCAUAAGGAUAAGCUUGCCGCGGGGGAAAUUGAGGACUGUGUUGAUCAAUUGGUCAGGCGUACAAAGGAGAUCAUGGAAGAGGUGCCGGAGGGGAAGGGGAGAGAUUGGGCUGAAGGUGGUAGUGCCGUGGUGAUCUUGGUGAUUAAGAAGAGGAAGGAUGCGUGA